This is a messenger RNA of Closterium sp. NIES-65, 390 nucleotides long. Lineage: Eukaryota; Viridiplantae; Streptophyta; Zygnematophyceae; Desmidiales; Closteriaceae. The record is from the annotation of a GenBank genome assembly.
AUGGACUUGAACGCAGGAAGGUUGAGAGCGCAUGGAGGGGGAAGGAUGGAGGGAGGGGUGGAGGGAGGGGCGGAGGGAGGGGCGGAGGGAGGGGCGGAGGGAGGGGCGGAGGGAGGGGCGGAGGGAGGGGCGGAGGGAGGGGCGGAGGGAGGGGCGGAGGGAGGGACGGAGGGACGGAGGGACGGAGGGACGGAGGGAGGGAGGGAGGGAGGGAGGGAGGGAGGGAGGGAGGGAGGGAGGGAGGGAGGGAGGGAGGGAGGGAGGGAGGGAGGGAGGGAGGGGGGGAGGGGGGGAGGGAGGGAGGGAGGGAUUGAGGGAGGGAGGGAGGGAGGGGGGGAGGGAGGGAGGGGGGGAGAGAGGGAGGGGGGGAGGGAGAGAGGGAGGGAUUGA